AUGCAAAAGGUCCAGGCUUUGUUGAGCUCGAUAGUGGAUGGAGUUCAGACCGUUUCUCCAAACACAUUGCAACAGACGGUUACGGCAAUCAAUAAGUUUCAAGACGAUCCGGCACUUUUGGACAGGAUACUGCCAAGAUGCGUGCAUCUUUUGACCGACUCGUUCUUUUCUAUGUCACAGCGUGACCAAAGACUCGUUGCGGAGCUGUUCUACAAUCUUGACAAAAUCUCGCACUCUAAAGUCCUUAAAUCAUUAGAUACAAGCAUUUUUAGGUUAAACGACCUUUUAAACUAUUUACAGGAUCGAGCGUCGCCCUCUUCUUUCAGCGAUGUCUUGUGCGUCUAUCUAAACCUUUCUUGGCUAAGCGUCGUUUUGCUUUCCCCUUAUACAUUCAAAGAUAGGUUUAGCAAAACGAUUCAGGUAUCGUCGAGGUUCGAAACCUACCCGAUUUGCAUUCCGCCCAUCAAUAAGAUCAAAGCCGUCUUAUACUUUAAAAACUUGACAAGGGACUUCGACCAGCUGCCGGGACCAGACCAAUCAAAUGUGCCAUUCCUCAACCAAUUUCUGAAACUGUACAUUCAAUCCCCGCAGACUACAAGCUCCUACUUCUCACAUGAGAACUUAAGGCAUUUACAGCAGAUUGCAGUGUCUAAUCAAGCAAUAAAGCUCUUACCCAAAUUAUUCCAGAUUUCGUACUACCAUGCAUCCCAUGAUAUCCUAGAUGCUAUAAUAGAGUUCUUCCAGGACCAUCUGAAUUCGAAUUCUACAGAUACACGGUUCCAGUUGGCGCACUCCUUUGCUAAGAUGGCCAAGUUCCUUCACCAGAGGGAUCCAGCAUCUUAUAUCGAGCUCAUUGGAUACACCAUUGACAACACGAUUUCGCUAUUGCAGACCUCUUGGGAUUCUAUCGAUAGUAACGAGUUACACACUUCCUUAUUGAUAAUUGCCGAGGUGGCUCUGGCUAAGAUUCUCCCUGUAGAUUUCAUUAGCCGUGUAUUGACUCUGAUCAUCCCCAAAACGUGCCAUUUCCAGCAAUCCCGCUUCCAAAUAAUUAAGGGCCAUCAUAUCAGAGAUUCGACGAAUUUCAUCAUCUGGUCCAUAAUGAGGUCGGACAGUUGCAAUAAUUUAUCUCCCCAGAUCCUACAGUCACUAUUGGCUCAUCUACUUAUAAAUGCCUUUUUCGAUCCUGAAUUGAUAAUCAGGUACUCGAGUUUUGCUGCCCUUCAAGAGUUAUUGGGUAGGUCCAACAGGUCUUUGGCACUGAACCAAACGGAUAUCGCCUCCAUAUUACAGGCAAACUGGAAGGAUCUGUCGAGGUCGUUCAAGGAAAAUUCGGAUCUAAUUCGUAGACUGUUCAAUGCUGAAAACACAUCGAAUAGCGCUGUUUGCGUAUGGGGCAUUUUUAUAAAGUGGUCGUUCCACUGGAAUUUAUUGGAGAAUUUACACCUGACUACCAUGAAACUCAAUAUAGAUUAUAAUUUACUCCCGCUAAUCAAGUUGAAACUAUGCUCACUUGAUUUAUUGCACGCAAUGUUAAAUAAAUCAGGCCACUCGAUGAUACAAUAUUGUCAAAUUUUGUAUCUAUACCUGAAAUUACUUGAAAAUGACGUAAAUUGUCCAGAGACAAGCAAAAUUUGUACUGACAUUUACAAAAAUAAAAUCAACUUCCAAUUAAUAGGCCAAGGGAAAAGACAAUUUAACGAUAAUUCACCCGAGUUAUUUCAAAUUUUUGUUAUUCUAAAAUACUGGCAGUUGGUGGGGCAGAAUGAUUUCAAUCAAGCAUUAUUUUGGCAAUUUGUAAACAUUAUAUCACCACAGAAGAAAUUAAACUUAUACAACGACUUUGUCUCCAUAGUGCAACGAAUAAUAUCACAAUGCGUUACUUUGAGUUAUUCAAAGACCGCUCAAUCAAUCAAAUCAGGUAACGAGAUAGCAUGCCGCUUGAUAUGCCACUUGCCCGAUCAAGAAAAGAUGUGUUCUAUUUUCUUAUCCCAAUUUCCUUCAUUAACACCUCAGUCCAAAUCAAUUUUGAUAGAAGAACUUGAUCACCAUUGGGAGGAUCGAGUAAGCCUGCUCUCACCGAAUUCGUACCAAAAAUUCCUCAAUGUCAUCAUUAACUGUCUUGAUGAUUAUACGAUAACGGAACAAGGUGACGUAGGACGCCUGGUAAGAAUACAAGCCUUAAAGGUUAUACACUCACAUCCUAAUUUGUUAUCUGUUAAUGGUGAUACCAUCAGGCCAAAAUUAACUCGAUUGCUUGCGGAACCUGUACUAGAAAUCAAAAAAAUGAGUUAUCAAUUGCUCGCACCAUCCACACCACGAACCACUGAAAUAUCUAAUUUAAUGUUACUUAAUUUCCAACACAGACAAGGCCUAAGCAAGGAGUUUUGGAAAGGCUACGCAAUAAACGCCGGGGCAAUAAAUUUUUCCGACUCUGAACUAACUUCAUCUAUUGAUUCCUUUAUUGUAUACUUUAGAUCCUUGUCUCCUCCGCAACAAUUGGAAUUAUGCAAUGAUUUGAUCAGAAUAAUCCCAAGCGCUAAACAGAUCGAUAAAUCAAGUAGAUGUAAUACCAACAAAGAUCCAUUAACGGGUGCAAUGAAGUUUGAUACCAUCAAGUUCACCAUUAAUUGCGUAAAAUUUUGGACUAGAAUCAUGGAAUCUGGUUUGGUUGUUUUACAUCCUGGCUUCAAUUUUCAAGGUGUUUUCGCCAAAUUCUAUAACUUACAUUUAUUAGAUUACAUCACACUGAGAGUUAAUGUGAUCAAAUUCUUCCCAUUCUUAGCGAUCUCUUACUACCACACAGUGGAUAACAUUACUGGUAGGGAAAGAAAUUUUGAUUUGGUCAAUUCAAUACUAAAAAGGCUAUUGGUAAUCGUGAGGCGUGAAUAUACAGCAACAAAAUCAAAAUUUAUGGCAGACCAGAAUAUCGCUUUACAAGGUAUAUUUCAGAUACUUUUAGAGUCAGGUGCCAUCAGGCAACUCGAAUUUCUAGAUGCAGCUUGCCAGAAUUUUGAAUUUGCGAACAUAUUAGAGUCCGAUAUCACUUUAUGA
Messenger RNA from Saccharomyces mikatae IFO 1815, 3054 nucleotides. It is a transcript of the gene CIN1, whose product is annotated as Cin1p. NCBI's taxonomy places the organism in Eukaryota, Fungi, Ascomycota, Saccharomycetes, Saccharomycetales, Saccharomycetaceae. The transcript has a single exon. Gene Ontology annotation, molecular function: GTPase activator activity; beta-tubulin binding. Bases 1 to 3054 code for a protein of 1017 amino acids. Gene Ontology annotation, biological process: post-chaperonin tubulin folding pathway; microtubule cytoskeleton organization; tubulin complex assembly. The record is from RefSeq and is a predicted model, not a curated record.